Messenger RNA from Syzygium oleosum, 1122 nucleotides. Its product is annotated as transcription factor TRY-like. Gene Ontology annotation, molecular function: transcription cis-regulatory region binding. The coding region runs from base 589 to 861 and encodes 90 amino acids. Gene Ontology annotation, cellular component: nucleus. Gene Ontology annotation, biological process: cell differentiation. The record is from RefSeq and is a predicted model, not a curated record. Lineage: Eukaryota; Viridiplantae; Streptophyta; Magnoliopsida; Myrtales; Myrtaceae. The transcript has 3 exons.
UCUCUCUCUCUCUCCAACAUACUGUGUGUCGGGUCGCUAGCACCAGCCAUUCCAUGCGAGACUUUGCAUGAUAAUCAUUACCUUCCCCAAAACCAGUCUUCAAAUAUUUGGGCUUCUUGCGCAAAUUUUUCCACAUUUCUCCCCUUUUUCCUUGUCUUGUUUCUGGUCGUUCUUAUCGUGAUGUAUUGCACAAACUAUUUUCGAUGUCUCUCAUUGGCAUAAUAUACAUAUUAUAUGACACUACUUUGUGGAGGCUUGCUUUCUCUGUUGAGCCCCUCCAUUUCAAGCGAGAGUUGCCACUUUAUCACCGAACAUUUUAUAUAGCCCCAUCUUCUUCUCUUUUGUCUUCUGUUUCAUCGUUUCUUGUAGUUGGUGAUAUCUGCGAAGCUUACACUUCUGUUCCAGUUUCUUCCUUCUUAUGUCAAGUCAACUCUUUUUCCUUUUCUUUCUCUUUCUUCUCUAAACUAGUUACUUGAGUUGAUUCAAAUCCUUAACCUAAACUCUCUCUCUCUCUCUCUCUCUCUCUCUCUCUCUCUCUCUCUCUCUCUCUCUCUCCUUCCCUCUUUCUGUGUGGCAUGAGAAGAAGAAAUGGAUGAACGGGCACGCAAGCAAGCCAAAAAAUCAACAACUUCAAGCACCAACUCAGAAGAAGUGAGUAGCAUCGAAUGGGAUUUCAUCACAAUGACGGAGCAAGAAAAAGAUCUCAUUUACAGAAUGUACAGACUAGUUGGAGACAGGUGGGAUUUGAUAGCGGGUCGGGUCCCGGGUCGCAAAGCGGAAGAAAUAGAGAGGUUUUGGAUCAUGAGGCACGGAGAGGCGUAUGCAGAGAAGAGGAAUGACUUCAACUCCAGGACUCGAUGAUGAUGCUACUUCAGGAGCUCCUUUUCUUUUGGAUGUUCACAAAAACAGGUUCUUCGGAUUGGCUCUCCUCCGCACAAAUCACUUUCACAAAUAUCAUCUUCGAAAACUUUCCUUACUUAGAUUGACUUUGUAGAGGUUGGAUCAGUCUCAUCGCAACCAUCCCCAUUAGUCAUAAUGGCCUCACCCUCUUGUAGGGGAUAUAACAUGUUCAUGCGGAUUUCUCAUCUGCAUUGUGGGUAGUAAAGUCGAUGACUUGGUUUC